CAUGAAGAACUCAUGGAGAUGGAAAAAGAGAUGGCAGAAAUGCAAGAGUCUGCCAAAAUCUUCGAUGUCCAGCUGCCAGACUUUAAACAGCUCAAAGUCUGCCGUUCUGAGCUCCGCCUGUUGAAGAUUCUGUGGGAUUAUGUGAUAAUGGUCAGGAUGAUGUUUGAAUUCUGGAACAACAUUCUCUGGGCUGAGAUUGAUGUGGAACAGGUGAGUCAUAACACAGGAAUAUCAAUGGGAAAUCUGCAAAUGUUUUUCCAAGUUGGAAGCAAACAACCAUCAUGGUAUAUCAAAAACAAAAAAGUUUUUUUAACAAUUCCUGACUCUUUGACAAGAACUGACUGAAUUAUUCAUACUUGCAAUUGUUUUUCUUCCUUAUAACCAUGAAAGAUGGAUGUAGACUGUAAAAAACUCUCGAAAGAGAUCCGAACCCUUGACAAGGAAAUGAGGUCAUGGGAUGUGUACCUGGGGCUGGAGAAUGAUCUGAAGAACAUGAUUACAUCACUGAGGGCCGUGGGAGAGCUACAGAAUCCAGCCAUCAGAGACAGGCACUGGGAUGAACUGAUGUCAGCAACACAAGUGAGUCUUUAGUGACUCAGUCAGCUUUAUAAUCCAAUAGUUGGGCAUGGCAAAAAGUAGGGUUGCUGAAAUGUUUGAAUCAAACUAUUGCUUUAGUUUGUGUAACUCUUGAUGAUAGCAAAUCUUUACAUUAAUCAUACCUCAUUAGUUCUAAUUAUGGCAAACCCAGGCAAUUUACACGAAAUCAACUAAAAAUAAAUAUGAAAAGCUAAAGAACAAACCCUUCUUAGAAAUACAAAUUAGUAAUACUCUAUAGUAUACAUUUGAGUAUAUUUAUCACAGUUUCUUAAUAUGGUUUUAUUUACCUCUCCAUUGAUGAGAGGUGCUUUUCACUGAGGUUAAUUUUUAUUGUUGGUAAUCAGGACUAGUGGUACCUUUACACACAGCUGCAAUAAGUACUCAGUUGUCUCAGAAUUUAUAAAAAAACAUUCAAGAAAGUUAACAAAAGCUUCUAAUGGUGUAACUGGGAUCCUAUUGCAGACAAAAUAUAGUCCUCAUUGGUGAUCAAUUCAAAGUCUAUAUCAUUUUAUUUCAUCAUAGAGUUUUUAACAUUGUUGCAUCAUUUCUGUAAAAAGGUGAAGUUUUUGCAAAGGUUUGACGUAAGUGUAAAAUUGGUUGCAAAAUUAUUUAAAUGUUACUACUGCUGAUAUUGUUCCUUAUUUUGACAUCAAAUGUAUUUAAGGUUACUUUUGCAAUGGACAAAGACACAACAAUGUAUGACUUGCUGAAGCUAAAUCUACACCAGUUUGAGGAAGAUGUGCAUGGUAUUGUGGACAAAGCUGUGAAAGAGACCAGCAUGGAGAAAACACUUCGGGAAUUCGGGGUGACAUGGGCAAAUAUGGCCUUUAUUCACACUGAGCAUCCCAGGACAAAGACAACUUUACUGACUGCAGAGGAGGAGGUCAUCGAAACAUUAGAAGAC
Messenger RNA from Lymnaea stagnalis (great pond snail), 1501 nucleotides. NCBI's taxonomy places the organism in Eukaryota, Metazoa, Mollusca, Gastropoda, Lymnaeidae. The record is from the annotation of a GenBank genome assembly.